GCCCGAUGUUGUCCCACAAGGUUCUAGUGGCCAUCCUCUUGUUGAACGUCUACGUGGGCGUGCAGUCCGUCUACUAUUUCUUCGGCGGCGUGCUCCUGGCGGUCGUCUGCGCCAUGGCGUUUUUAAAUGGACCGCGGCUGCUGGACUGGGCCAGUUCACCUCCCUAUCUUCAGUUCAACAAGUAUGUUCUGACCGGGUACCGGCCCGUUUCCUCCGUGCAGGACUGCAUCAGAAGCCUCUUCUACUUGCACAACGAGCUGGGGAACAUCUACACUCAUGGCAUCCCUUUGCUUUGCUUCCUGGUGCUGCUGCCACUCAACAUCCCCUGGUCCCAGAUCAGCGUGACGUGGCUGGGUGUGGUGCACUUCCUGGCUUGCCUGUCGCCCCAGCUGGGCUCGGUGCUCUACCACCUCUUCAUGAACCACGAGGGAGGCGAGCCGGUCUACCACACCCUCCUCAAACUGGACGUGUGCGGGAUUUGCAUGAUCAACACGCUGGGGGCGCUGCCGAUCCUCUACAGCACGCUGCUGUGCUACCCGCUGAUCCGCAUGGUGGCGCUGGCGGUCUACAUCCUGCUCUCCAGCCACGCCAUCUACUGCGCCGUCACGGCCCGCAGCAGCGUGCGGCGCCUGCGCUCCUUCGCCUGGCAGGCGCUCUUCCGCUUCUCCUUCUUCCUGAUGCGCUGGGCGGGCGUGGGCGGCGGCAGCCCCAACUCGCUGCGCCACUUCCUCACCAUGGACGCGCUGGCCGUGCUGGGCGGCGUCAUCAACAUCGCCCGCAUCCCCGAGCGCUUUCGCCCGGGCCUCUUUGACUACUGGUGCAACAGCCACCAGAUCAUGCACGUGCUGGUGGUGGGUUCCAUCCUCUACCUGCACUGGGGGGUGCUGGACGACCUGCUGUGGAUCAACAGCUACAACUGUCCCUCGGACUGACCCCGCAGCAGAGAGGGGUGAGCUAGCAUGCAAAUCACGCCUCUCUCUGUGGAUGUUCUCACACGUAGAAGACACUGUAAACUUUUACUGCGGAAGUUAGUGUUAGUAGAUGGGGGGGGUUCAGUGUUGUGACCUAUGCAGCGUGUCCAAAUCAUGCAUCAGCACACUCCCCCUAAAGCCGCUUCACUUUAUAGAACACGGCCACGCUUUGGAUUUGUAGUCUGAAGUCCGCAGAUGCACAUGAUUUCAAACAUUUUCAUAUUUUCUGUCCAUCACAGUACGCCAAAUUUUCACAAAGGGUCUAAAUGGCUGGUCGAUGCAAUUUGCUAACUUCCCCACUCGGCGGAGAAACUACAGUUGAACCUCGAAGCUCAAUCGCGUGGCUUCUGACCUCCCCUGACCAAUCACAAGAGGAGGCUGGGGAAUAUGAACGCUUUAGCCAAGAGGAGAAGAAGGCAGAUUCACCCUGGCCUGUAUACCACCGGGGGCUGGGCGAUAUGACUGAAAACUGUAUCACGAUAAGUGUUUUAUAUCGGUCGAUAUCGAUAAUUAUUUAUGUUUUAGCGAAAAUUAGGACCGGGAUAAAAAUAGAUAAAAUUCAACAUCUUUAUUUCAAAUGUAACUUUCCUCUGGUUAUAAUCCCCUCAGCUAUCAAGGCAGAAAGAUAAGGAAAAACACAAAAUGUACACACAUUUGUAAAAUCACGUUGAACACUUAACAAUAACGUCGUAAAAUUAAGGUGCAAAAAUAAGCAAUAUGUAAGAAAGUGCAACAAAAUAUUGCAACGUGUGAAAAUGUAAACAUAGAGAAAUAGUUGCGGGGUGGCUCGGUUAGUAUAGCGGCCGUGCCAGCAUAUUGAGUGUUCCAGGUUCAAUCCUAGUCACAGCUGUUGUGUUCUUGGGCAAGACACUUCACUCCGCUGCUCCCAGUGCCGCCCACACUGGUUUAAAUGUGACUUGGAUAAAGGGUUUCACUAUGUAAAGCGCCUUGAGUCACUAGAGAAACGCGCUACAUAAAUACAUUUCACUUCAGAAACCCGAGAAGAACUAUUUUCUGCAGGUUUAGUGCCAGGAAGUUACAGCUGUGCUCUAACCGGUCUUGUUUGAGACGAGCACCUUGCAUCAUUCACAGACCACAUUGGUCUGACUACGGUCCCUUUGGGAAAAAAAACACAAUUUCUUAAUUUUUACUUUCACUUUUCACUCCAUGCAAAGAAUUAAGAGCGAGACAACAAGAUGGCGCAACCAAACGUGAUAGUUGACACUGUUACCUGAUUGAUUCCUCCGUUGCUCGGUUACCAGAGAGCGAGUGCCUUUGUCCAUGCAACCAACCUUGCUUUGCAACUUCCGCCUUUUCACGACAAAGAAAAAAAAAUGUAUAGAACGUUUUAUCAAACUCCUUUUUUUUAUUCAUAUCGAUUACAUCUAUCACGGAAUAUAUUGAUAUCGUUUUAUCGCCCGGCCUUAAUGUAGUCCAAUUAACUUACUAUAGGGCCUCACUAGGAUCCAGUAUCUUUUUAAAAACCCCUGGAAUGAGAAAAAUAGGAUAUUUUAGCAUGCAAUGCUACCAUACAAGUGUAAAAAGAAGUGAUGCAGUUUUCAAAGAUUCUUACUGCUGUGAAUGUGAGUCCACUUAAACCUGGAUUAUAGUCUGCAACGCUGUCUGGAUCAUGCCAUAGAUCUAAACUAUUUAUCUUGUAAGCUUCCUUUGUCAUGAGAGAACCGCUAAUCGACGCGUUAGAACAGUCGAUUUUAUUGCAAAUCUUGAUUCCAAAAGGCAUACGAAGUUGGGCGUGCACCGUCUGAACCGGCAAUAGUGUGAAAAAUCAGAACGAUCAGUCCUUUUACCACGUCGUUGUGAUAUCACGUUUGCUUUUGUGUGCUGGUCACGUCACGCAGAAGAGAGUGUUUGCCCCACUGAGAUUUGUUGUGGCUUAAAGCUGCUACCUGGUGGAAUCCAGGUUACGGGUGUUCCGCUUUAGAGGUUCCACUGUAUGCUGCGGUGAUGCAUUGUGGUGAUCUACCACCAUGCAUAUCCAAUGGAUUUGUAUGCAUCCUAUUUUAUUCAUGUUCUCGGGUCAUUGAAUGGAUUGCAACUGGACUGUUCAGUUUGUCUUGGAAGGCGUUCCACUUCUCAUCACCUCAUGCUCACAGAGUUGGACAGGACAGAUCUAGUCCUAGCGGUCGGUGCCGGAUCCAAAAGUAUUUACCGUAAUUUCUGGACUAUUGAGCGCACCAGUAUAAAAAGCCGCACCCACUGAAUUUUAGAAGAUUCUUUUUUUCCAGACUAUAUGCCGAAGAUAUAUAUGUUUGUUUACAUUGUUUGUUUUAAAACGGUGCCUGUAACACGGCAGUAAAACGGCUGAUCAAACAAAACAGAAGUCAUCGUCAUGGACCCACUAGCUGCGGAAGCUAGCUCUCUAAUCAGCUGAACAGAUUCAAUUAGUCCACAGUUUUGGUGAAUUUAGGAAACUGAAACAAUACAAAAAGAAUGCCAUUGUAAGUUAAUAAAACUAACAAAUACACUCGUAAAUGUGUUAGCAUAUUAGCUCAUGCUAACGACGCUAGCUUUAUUACGUUACGAUAGCAUGUACAAAUAUGCAUGAAAACAGUCCAAAAGACAUCACACAUGGGACGGUCUAGUAAGUAAGAUUUGUUUUAGUUAUAUUGUAAAACUUACAAACGUUGCACAGACUGAUGAAUGAAGAGUAGGAACGCUACAGACGGCUAGAAGACGGAACGGCUCUUGUACUUCCGGUUGAAAGCUCAGUCUAAACAGAUGGGCAAUGCUAAUACUUAUAUAGCCCUCAAAGGGCUGCACAAACCACAACGACAUCAGGGCAAGAAAAAACUAAACCCAAUGGGAACAACGAGAACCCUUGGAAGGGACCGCAGAUGUGGGGUGACUGGUGCAAUGGAUGUUGAGUGCAUAUGGUUAAUAAUGUGAGGGUUCAGUCCAUACGGAGGACAGCAGGGGGAAAAUGGUGCCACAGCAAAAAUAAUAACUAUUCAGUGUCUAUACUUGUUUUUUGUUUUUUUUAACUAUUCGCAUUAUGGCAGUAAGCGAAGAAAAAUCCAUAAAUUAGCCGUACCGUUUUUUUAAGCUGUAGGGUUCAAAACGUAGGAAAAAAGUAGCGACAAGGACAAGACUGGUUUCGGUCGGAAUGCCCCCCCCCCCAACAAACCCUCCUCCUGUGGAGGUUAAUUCCUUUUAGAUCCGGCACUAAGGGCUCAGACUUAAUCUGUCCUAUCAAACUAAAUCUGUGAGCAUGAAUUGAUGAAGCCUGCUUGGAGGAGAAGCAGAAUAUAUUCCAAGACAACCUGAACACUUCAGUUGCAAUCCAUUCAAUAACAACUUUGUUUUUGCUACCUUUACUGAACUUUCGGAAAUCUCCAGUGAGUUUGCCCACCUAUGUGUGUAUCAUUCCUUCUUUAGCUUUUUCAAGACCAAAAGAAUGGUUAACAACCGUUUUUUUAAUUUAUUAUUUAAAAAAAAAAGUUGUAAAACAAAAAAAUGAAGAACGUUUAGUUAUUUUAUAUAUAUUAUUCAAAUAUAAGGACGAAAAAUAAGCGCCUAAACAUAUUUCUUGCUUUUUAAUACGUGGUUUUACGUGGGCUUGAACUUGCAGGUAAACAAAGGUAGAAGAAGACAAAGGACUGUACUAAGAUUUAAGUCUUUGUUUUUCCAUCUUAACCAGGCCAAACUUUGAAGAUACAAGAAUAACUGGGUAUCGAAUCUGGUACUUUUUUUGGCAGUGGCCGAAUCCCGCUGAUUCACGUAAAAUCCAUGUUUCGGCACCUGGGUUGCGGAUGACGUCACGUCCGGUUGCAGACUUAAGAAGCAAUCAGUUGUAAUUUUCUAUGCCAACAAAGCAAGCAUGCCUAAAAGAAAGCACUUAAAAAUAAGGCUUCAAAUUUCAAAAUGUGUUAGCUGAAUGCUAAUUGACAUUGGAUAUGCCAUAUACAUGCUACUGAUUAACAUUAGCGGUUUUACAUGGCGAUUUCAAUAUCUCCAAAUUUGGUAGUGAAAGCUACAAAUAAGAUGCACAUUACAAUCAAACGGUUGGUGUAUAAUAAGUACAAUACUUACAGUAUAAACACUUUAUAAAGGACCCAACAAUAUACAAGAAUGGCACUUUCAACUUGAUGGCAAAGACUACAUCCUAACUACAGUAACACACUAUAUACACUACUGCCCAGGGAUGGGUACCGAUUCUGGUACUUUUUUGGCACCGACUUAAUCCUGCCGGUCCUACAAGGCACCGAUUCAUGUAAAAUCCAACGGUGCCAUGUUUUGGUACUUGGGUCGCGCGUGACCUCACGCCCGGUUGCUGACUCAGCUGUUGUUGUUUUUUUGCACUUUGCAAUCACUGCAGCAGCACUGAGAGCGGACUCAGCUAAACUACCUCUGGUUAAUGGUGCAAUUUUCAAUGCCAAGCAAGGCUCCACGUUUCCAAGAAUGCGCUAGCUUGAUGCUAAUAUACAUUGGCUUGGCUGAUGGCAUGCUACUACUUAGCAUUAGUGAUUUUACAUUACAAUGUAAACACUUCCAAAUUUGUUAAUGAAAACUACAACUAAGAUGCACGUUGCAAUUACGUGCGUAACAAGUACAACACUGAAAGCAUUAACACUUUUUGGGGCGCCAUCUUGCAUCUUGGAUUUGCAACUGUUAUGCAACUUAAUAUAAUACUUGCAAAUGAGACUCAGAAAUGUGUUAAUAAAACACGAUAUGACAACUGGACAGCAGUUCCAUUUUUAGAUGUUGCAAGAAACAUUUAGAUUUUAUCAUCAAAAACAAAAAGGUACAGAAAAUGUACAUUGUUUAAUCCAUUCCCAGGUACCGGGAAUUGGUACGGAAUUAGUUGAUGUAUAAACGUUUGUUUACAUGCAAGUCCACGUAAGACUACUUCCGGGUAAACUUGGCGCAUCACUUCGUUUUGGAAAAAGUAUGUUAAUACGCUUGUUAUCCAUCUUUUUCAUAUAUAUAUUUUUAAAUAAUAUAUGUAUCAUUAGAAAAACAACUUUAUUUUUGGUUUAAAAAAGCAGGUCGUUAUCCAUUUGUUGUGUUGUUUUAAAUGAAAAACCAAAUGAAGGAAUGCUACAUGGCACACUGCAUGACCAUAGAUCCACAAGGUAGUAUUUAGAGGACUGCUCACCUUUUCAGGUUUUGUCCUCCUCUAAAUUGUCAACUAAAGAUUUAAAAAAAAAAAGAAGUAUAUUCUCUGUUCAAACAGCCAUCAUGACGCUGUUCUUGCCAAAUUAGCAUGUAAACGCUAACACUUUGAUUUGUUGACAUCCCAGAUGCAUGCGAGUAGCAGUUAGCUUGUCGUUAGCCGUCACUCAUUCUCUGCUCUUAAAGGGCUCAGAGUGGACCGUCCCGUCCAUACACGUAGUGUAAAUAUAUAAUCACGUAUGUAGACCCUAUAUACAUACAACCAAAUGUACCCCAGUGGUCUUUUUGAUAGCAGGCUGCGGGUGCCAUGUCGGACCUUUUAGUGACCCUUAAAGACUUUUAUUUACCUAAGUAUUGUGGGCGGGCGGGGCUAGCACAGGUCAAUCUAUGCAUCGUAAGUCAAAGUGGGCGCGACCUCGAAGAGUUUGUCCCGUCCCGCCUCUCAGGGUGCCGCAACAGUAGCUGAAACGUCCCAGUCGGACUUCCUGUGUGUUCACGCCAUGACUCGGAGGGAACACGACUGUGGGUCGGGGUUAGUUUUUAUCUCAUCACUCACUUAAAGCCUGAGUGAAGAAUGCACUACCGACCGGAAAAUAAAUAGAUGAUACAUUAUUAUGAUGCUACCUGUUGGUUGUUUGAGCACACUGCAGCUAGUCUUGGAUAGUUUCACUCCUUACUGCACAGGUGUCAAACUCAAGGCCAAAUCUGGGCCGCAACAUCAUUUUAUAGGGUCUCGCUACAUCAUUUUAAGGUGGCCCGCCACAUAAUUUUAUGAGUUCCGUCAUAUAAUUCCAACAUAACACGCCACAUCAUUCUAACGUGUCCGUUAGAAUGAUGUAGUAGCAGAGCGUUGUGGCGACAUUUUAUGGGUUCCGCCACAUAAUUUUAAUGUGGCCCGCCACAUCAUUUUACGAGUUCCGUCAUAUAAUUUCAACAUAACACGCCACAUCAUUCUAACGUGUCCGUUAGAAUGAUGUCGUAGCAGAGCGUUGUGGCGACAUUUUAUGGGUUCCGCCACAUAAUUUUAAUGUGGCCCGCCACAUAAUUUUAUGAGUUCCGUCAUAUAAUUUCAACAUAACACGCCACAUCAUUCUAACGUGUCCGUUAGAAUGAUGUAGUAGCAGAGCGUUGUGGCGACAUUUUAUGGGUUCCGCCACAUAAUUUUAAUGUGGCCCGCCACAUCAUUUUAUGAGUUCCGUCAUAUAAUUUCAACAUAACACGCCACAUCAUUCUAACGUGUCCGUUAGAAUGAUGUCGUAGCAGAGCGUUGUGGCGACAUUUUAUGGGUUCCGCCACAUAAUUUUAAUGUGGCCCGCCACAUCAUUUUAUGAGUUCCGUCAUAUAACUUCAACAUAACACGCCACAUCCUUCUAACGUGUCCGGCGACGACAUUUUAUGGGUUGCGCCACGUCAUUUUAAUGUGGCCCGCCACUUCAUUUUAAGGGUGCACAUUCUAUAAUUUUUACAUGGAACGCUACAUAAUUCUAACAAGUACCGCCACAUAAUUUUAUGGGGCCCGCCCAGAAAUUUUAACAUGACACGCCACAUCAUUUUAAUGUGACACGCCACAUCAUUUUAUGAGUUCCGUCAUAUAAUUUCAACAUAACACGCCACAUCCUUCUAACGUGUCCGGCGACGACAUUUUAUGGGUUCCGCCAUAUAAUUUUUUUUUUUUUUUUUCAAAUAUUUUUAUUGAAUUUUGCAGACAGUACAGUAUGAUGGAUCAUGGCAACAGCAAGUUGAGGCAUCUGCACAUUUUACAAUAUGUAGUAAACCCUACCCCUUACAGUACCCACCCACUUUAAUUCCCAUGGUAAUUGUCACCUAGUGCCCCGCCAUAUAAUUUUAAUGUGGCCCGCCACUUCAUUUUAGUGGUGCCUAUCCUAUAAUUUUUUACAUGGCACGCUACAUAAUUCUAACGUGUCCUGCCCAUCAUUUUAUGGGGCCCGCCCCAAAAUUUAAAAUGACACGCCACAUCAUUCUAACACACAUCAUUUUAUGAGUUCCGUCAUGUCGUUUAAACAUGACGCGCCACAUCAUUCUAACGUGUCCGGCGACGACAUUUUAUGGGUUCCGCCAUAUAAUUUUAAUGUGGCCCGCCCGCCACCUCAUUUUAUUGUGGACCGCCACUUCAUUUUAGUGGUGCCUAUCCUAUAAUUUUUACAUGGCACGCUACAUAAUUCUAACGUGUCCCGCCACAUCAUUUUCUGGGGCCCGCCCCAAAAUUUUAACAUGACACGUCACAUAAUUUUAAUGUGGCCCGCCACAUCAUUUUAUGAGUUCCAUCAUAUAAUUUCAACAUAACACGCCACAUCGUUCUAACGAGUCCGGCGAGGACAUUUUAUGGGUUCCGCCAUAUAAUUUUAAUGUGGCCCGCCACAUCAUUUUAGUGUUGCCCAUCCUAUAAUUUUUUACAUGGCACGCUACAUAAUUCUAAUGUGUCCCGCCACAUCAUUUUAUGGGGCCUGCCCCAAAAUUUAAAAUGACACGCCACAUCAUUCUAACACACAUCAUUUUAUGAGUUCCGUCAUGUCGUUUGAACAUGACACGCCACAUCAUUCUAACGUGUCCGGUGACAUUUCUUUAUGGCUUCCGCCAUAUAAUUUUAAUGUGGCCCGCAACUUCAUUAUAAUCGUGCCCAUCCUAUAAUUUUUACAUGGCAUGCUACAUAAUUCUAACGUGUCCCGCCAAAUCAUUUUAUUGUGGACCACCAUUUCAUUUUAAUGUGUCCCAUCACAUCAUUUUCAAGUGACACGCCAUAUCGUUUUAAAUGAGGCCCGCCAUAUUAUUUUAUUUUGGACCGCCCCAUCAUUCUAAUGUGUCUCGCUACAGCAUUUUAUGGGGUCCGCCAUCAAUUUUUUGUAGACUACCACAUCAUUUUGAUGUGGCACACCACAUCAUUCUUACGUAUCCUGACAUAAUUUAUUGGGUUCCGCCAUAUAAUUUUAUUUUGGCCCGCCACAUAUUAUUUUAUUGUGGACCACCACUUCAUUUUGAAGUGUCCCGCCACGUCAUUCUUACGUGUCCCGCCACGUCAUUUAUGUGGCCGACCACCCCAUCAUAAAAAAGCACUUUCUGGCUGAAUAUAUUUGCUCUUUAAAUUUUGUCAUAAAAAUGUUGCACAUGCAAUUCCAUAAGUUCUACACUUUAAUAUUAUCAGAAUCAGAAUCAGAAUCAGAAUCAGCUUUAUUGUCAUUACGCAAGGUAACGAGAUUGAGGCCAUUCCAUACAGUGCGAUGUGUGCAUGCUAGAAAAACAAUGUGCAAAUAUAUAAAAAAAAAUUUUGGUCAUCAAAUAUAAACACUUACAGUUCUGGGCCUCUGAGGGCCUUCUAUAAAAAUGAGUUUGACACCCCUAUUUUAAUGCUUCAGUUACACAGGAUUCUCACAAGAAUGAGGUAACAACUGACCCAGACCCACUGUACAUGGCUGAUUAGAAUCUGCUUUGCAUCGUGCCAAAAAGCCUACAAAUGUAUUAUAUUUCAAAUCUGAUGUCAUCACCCCUGACUGUCUGAUGUGUUUUGUCUCUCCUGGUGAUGACGCCAGCGUACAGCAGACAGGAAGUUCUUACAGGAGUGGAACGUGUCCACACGAUUGGCCUCUUUUGUCUCCCCGUAAAGACAAACAUGUAUGUAAGUACUGUAUGUGUGGCGGCGUCACUGGCGGGACAAAGUGUUUUUUUUAAACAAAUGUAAUCUAUCGGGAAAUACAACACAGGUGCGGGCUAGCCUGUUAGUUUGUAACGGGUCAGAAUAAUAGUUCUGUAGUCGACCCACUAAGGACCUGCGCCAUGUCUCCAUGGUGAGGAUGAUGACGAUCCUCUUUCGAAAAGAGUGUUGAGGUGAAUGUGGCGCCCUCUGCGAUUGCAAGCGGACAGACGAGUGGUCAAGUCUGCCGCCACGAUUGUGCAAUAAAACUCAAGUUUAUAUUUGUAAA
Molecule: messenger RNA, 10039 nt
Organism: Nerophis lumbriciformis (worm pipefish)
Lineage: Eukaryota; Metazoa; Chordata; Actinopteri; Syngnathiformes; Syngnathidae
Gene: paqr4a
Product: progestin and adipoQ receptor family member IVa
Cellular component (GO): membrane
Molecular function (GO): signaling receptor activity
Source: RefSeq, a predicted model, not a curated record